Messenger RNA from Megalobrama amblycephala (Wuchang bream), 3479 nucleotides. RefSeq names its product transmembrane protease serine 11E-like. The coding region runs from base 1063 to 2631 and encodes 522 amino acids. Gene Ontology annotation, molecular function: serine-type endopeptidase activity. Gene Ontology annotation, biological process: proteolysis. The transcript has 11 exons. NCBI's taxonomy places the organism in Eukaryota, Metazoa, Chordata, Actinopteri, Cypriniformes, Xenocyprididae. The record is from RefSeq and is a predicted model, not a curated record.
GGUGUCUUUAAGUACUAUGUACUUUUAAAUUAAACAUUUAAAUUCAUCUUUUUAUUAUUGUGUACAUACAUGUUUUUACUAAAUUAAUUUUGUUUCAAUUUUUCAAUUUUAAGUUUUAGUUUUAUGACAUGUAGAUCUGCUACGGCCCUUUUAAAGGGUCCUGGGGACGUUUGAAUCUCCUGUUUCUUACUUGUUUGCCUUCCCUUGACCUUUAGUGUAAUCUGACGUCGUAACUGAGUUAGUUUAAUCUUGUUUUCAAUCUAACUGCUCCCAUUACAGAUUGCUGGUCUCCUGUUGACUUCCAGCACCUUACACGGUCGAAUCCUGUAAUGUGAUCGGGCAGGUAAAAUCCCUCCUGGGGUGAAACAGGAUUCACAGCCUUAAACCGCACGAACACAUACACUCAUGUGCACACAUUUUCCAUAUGAGGUUGCAUCAUAUGCGUCAUGUUUUAAAUCUGUAUUAUGCCUUUGUAUACAAAUAUGCAAAGCCCUGAGAUACAACCAAUGCAUUAAGAGUAUAGAUGAUUGCUAACAUGAUUUUUUUUUUUUUUUACCCACAGACAUCAUGAACAGUAACCUGUGUAGUUAUGUGCUGAGUCACUGGCUUUGUUUUGUUUUUGAGACUCAUCGUUCACAGUAUAAUUUACCCUCAGUCGCUCAACUCUGACCCCGUCUAACAAUAAUCAGCAUGCAUUUUUCAUCAGCCUUGGCAACUGCUAUCUAUUACAGCCGAACCACUCUUCAUAAACUUCCUGAGCAGCACCGUUAGACACCAGCUAAAGGUUUAGACUGAAUACAAACAGAUGCAAUGCUAUUGAAAUAGAGCAAGUGAAGGACAAGAGAACAACACUGAGACACAAUGAAACACGGCGAGAAUCUCAGAGGAAUGAAUGGAUGGUGGAUGCAGCGAGCGGCACCUCUGCUGUUGUUCUUUUGACAAUCCUCCAAGGUUUUUGGACUUUCAUUACUGCUUGGGUUUCCAAGUGUCAUCUAUUGCUGGAGGCACUAGAAGAAUGGCCUCAUUUCUGUAAAUGCAUGAGCUGACACUCCUGACACAAAUAUGGCUUUUGCCCAGGGUUUCUACAAAAUCAGCCCGGCAAAAGACAACCAGGAGCCUCUGCAGCCCUUCCCAACAUGUCCUCAUACGUCCACUGGGUUUCCUCCAGAUCUGCUGUCCACCUGCCCGAAGCUUUUAAACACGGCUCUUCCUCUGCUCACAGUUCCAGUAAUGAUGGACACGCCGCUCACCUUGAUACCUGGAACUACAUUGAAAGGCCCGGUUCCCCAGAAUCCCACAGAUGUGGCUCCUCAGCCGGCAGACCUCCCUCUAUAUGGAACAGGAAGCGCCUCUAUACCAUUUCCUCUCCAUCCUGUGACACUGUACACAUCCACACAUCCACAGAUCUCUCCUGGUUGUGUCCAGCUACUGGGAGUCUCUGAAUUGGCUCCCUACACACUAUCAACACUCAUGCCACAUCUGCCCCGAUUAUCACCUCCUGAGAGCGACUCCUCUCCCCUCACAGACACUAAAGCCACAUCGAAAGAAGAAGAGAUCACCUUACAAGAGGGAGGCAUUAACAUUAGUGUUUCUAAGAACUCCUCUACAGAUGAGGCAGAUGUCUCUGGGUUCAGACUCUGUCCAUCAUGUCCAUCACGUCUGGCGUUAAUUACAACCCUCAUCCCCACCUUCAUCAUCCUCACCGUCUGCAUUGCCAUUAUAGUGAAGUUUGUGUGCUUCCCAACCAAAGUGCGAGACCCUGCUGGCAGCUCACAGAACUGCACCAUCACACCAACGCCCUUCUAUUCGGUCAAAUAUCCAGCCAACUCCACCAUCAGCAUUCCCUCAAAUUGCUCCACCACAAUGAAUGCUGGGUCUCGUGGUAUGCGUAUUGUCGGGGGUACGGAGGCUGCGAAGGACCAGUGGGGGUGGCAGACCAGUUUACACUGGCGGGGCAGACACGUGUGUGGAGGAGCCAUCAUUACCCCUCACUGGGUCGUCACUGCCGCACACUGCUUUGUACAAUAUGACAUGAUGCUGGAGUCUGAUUGGAUCGUGGUGGUUGAUACUAUAAGUGUCUCAGAUUCGUCUCAGGGCAAACGUUACAACACGCUGCAAAUACACCCGCACCCACAAUACUCAGAGAGCAACAACGACUACGACCUGUGUCUGCUGCGCACGCAGACUGAGAUGAAGAUGGGAGAUGGAGUGAGACCCGUGUGUUUACCGCGUCUGAGUGAGUCUUUUCCUUCUGAUUCGCCCUGCUGGGUAACAGGUUGGGGUUACACUCAUGAAGGAGGGUCGGUGUCUUCACACUUGAGACAGGCUUUAGUUCAGGUGAUCGAUCAGUCCAUAUGCUUACGGCCCUACGUGUACGGCUCCCAACUCACUCCCAGAAUGCUUUGUGCUGGCGUUAUGGAGGGAGGAGUGGACUCCUGUCAGGGUGACAGCGGAGGUCCUCUAGUGUGUCAAACGGAAGCAGGUGAUUGGAGGUUGGCUGGUGUGGUGAGCUGGGGAGAUGGAUGUGGAAGACGCAAUAAACCAGGCGUCUACACCAGAAUCACUCAGCUUCUGCAGUGGCUGGAUCAACACAUCAGUGUGAAAGCAAACAACACCAAUGGACAAAAAUGAAGAGGCAUUCUCGAUGGCCACCGCAAAGGAUAAUAACUUUUUAAAAAAAAAUCAGUAUUGUUAUACAAUGUCUUAAUCUUACAACAGAUAAUUGAAACAUUGACUUGAAGCGGAUAUCAUCUGUAAUAUAGGCUGCAAUAAAAGAUGAUUACAUCCAGACCGGCUCAUGUUGAUUUAAUAUGACUGUGACUGGAGUCACGCAAGCUCAGAAAGGGGUGUGUGAGGACAAUACAUACAUAAUAAUGAUGUUGGGAGAUAUGAUUGGAAUGUGAUAUGUUGUACAUUCAGCUGACUCACUCUGACAGUUCUCUCUCUUCAUGAUGAUGAUCUUGUUUCUGUAGUUUAAAUCUGAAUCUGAUCACGUACCUGCUCAUUCACCCAUACUGGAAACUGUGGACAGAGACCUGAAGCUCAUUAAUGAACUGGAACUUACACUCAUAGUGGCUGGUAAACAUCUCAUUUUUCUCAUCUCAUCUUUUAAACAGCUCAUGAAUAUUAAUUAGGGAGUGCUGUUGUUGCAAGGUAUCCAACUGGAAGCGUCUUGUAAUUGACCCUCAGAGACUCAUUGAUAUUUUUGUGCCUACGUGACUCCAGACACUCUGUGUUUCAUGAUCAUUGAAUAUUCUUGUGCAUCACCAACAUCUCUACAAAGAACCUGAAAGUGCAGGUUUAGAGGCUGACUGCUUUGACCUUUACAAGCAUCUUUUCUGACUGAACCCUGCAGUGAGCUCUGCGAUCCGGCUGUGGAGCUGCAGGGCACCGGUUAUAGAUCACAGAAGCGCCGCACUCAGUCACCGCCGCCCGCCGUCAGUGAGAUUCUACAGCGGAGUGAGGGAGUCCGGAGCGCC